GCCAUGGCCGCUCCGGGGGCAGCGCGGCCCCGCAAGGCUCUGUCUUCUGGAAGGCUGUCAGGAGCAGCUAAACUAACAGAUGGAAGAAAUCAGUUUGGCUUAAGGAAAGGAUGUCAUUCUGAUGUAGAAUUCUGUUCCACUGAAUCUGACAAUCAGGUUGAUGCUAUUCAUAAUGGACUUGACCGUUGUGCAGCUUUACUGAAGAAUAUCUUACAAAAGGAAGCUACAGGAAGGGAGACUGUCCAUAAACGACCUGGGAAAACAACUACCUUUAAAUUUACUUCCAAGCCUUUGCUAACUAAAGGAAAUAAUUCCAUGAAGAAAGGGUUAAAAAGAAUCAUUACUCCUGCCCCUGUUCAAAAAGAAAUUGUGCCAAUAUCAAAUAGAAAAGUUGCCUCAUCUAUCACACCUUCUACUGAGAAGGAACCUUCCAGUGCAGCACAGAAUCAAAUGGUUCAAUCAAUUCAUGUGCCUUGCAGUGAACACUCUCCUGGGGUGUAUCAGAAUCUGUAUGAGCAUGUGCAAACUCAGAUGUCUCUGAUAACUGGCCAGUCCCCAGAGAAGACUAAUGAAGUUCCUACUGUAACUCCUCCUACCUUAAACCAGGGGUGCCAAAAUGUUACAGCUUUGAAUUAUCAGUUACCUACCUCCUCAUCAGCACUGUCCCUGCAGCAUUCAGCUAAUCCUGUAUCCACUGAGUCAGGUGUUCCUGUAGACGGUGCCAAUGAAUGUGUGCCAGUGAUGGGAGGAUCUGUGGUUUCCCCAGUGGUUUCUGCUGCUGCUGUUGCACAAAUACAGUCUGGAACUGCUCUUACUGGUGUGAUCCCUUGUACAGCACCAGGAGCAUCAACCCCUUCAGUGCCUGCACUGAUGCCAACAUCUUCUGCCAAAGAGAUGGCCCCAAGCCAAGAGCAGCAGGUAAAAGAAGCAGAUUUGAUACGGUGCAUACAAGCCCUGCUACAAUCCCAUGAAAUGCUGAAUGGCAGAACUGAACAGAGGGGCCAUCAUCACUGUCCAGAAAAACAUGAUGGCUCAUGUGACACAGAGGAGGAUACUCCUGAAGAGCACAGUGAGGACACUGUCAGUGAAGAAGAUGAAUUGAGUGUACUUGACAUGUCUCCAGUGAAAGAGACAAGCUGUAAGACAAGUUAUGUGAAGAAGAUUCUAAAAUCUAGAAAAGAAAGUCCAGAAGAAACAGCCCAUAAAGUUAGGACUGUAAAGUAUCUUAUGGGUGAGCUCAGAGCACUGGUAACAGAUCAAGGCGACUCAGAAAUGCUGAGGUUGAUGAGUGAAAUCGAAGGCUCCGUAUCAUUGCUCCCAGCUGUGGUGGGAAGUACGAACAUCCAGGCUGAAAUAGCUCUGGCUUUGCAGCCUCUGCGCAGUGAGAACGCACAGCUGCGCAGGAGACUAAGAAUAUUAAACCAGCAACUUAGGGAACAAGAAAGCAGUGAGAAGACAUCUGGACACAGCUGCAGCUAUGAAUUGAUUUCUUUGCAGUCCUUGAAUAUGAUGCUCCAGAGUCAAUUGAAAGAGUCACAGAAAGGCCUUGAUUCACUGCAGGCUAAAAAUGAAGAACUACUGAAAAUAAUAGAAUGUCAGAAAGAAGAAAAUAAACAUCUUGCAAAAGGUAUUCAAGAUAAAGAAGAAGAAUUGCUAGAGAACAAACAGCAAUAUGACAUUCAUUCCACCAAGCUCAAGAUUGAAGUGGAGGAGACAUUAGGAACUGUGAAGAGCCUUCAGUUUAAGCUGGAAGCUUCGGAGAAAGAAAAUAAGAUUUUGGGCAUAACGUUACGUCAGCGUGAUGCAGAAGUUAAAAGACUGAGGGAAUUAACCAGAGCCUUGCAGGGCAGCAUGGCCAAGCUUCUGUCUGACCUCACAGGGGACAAUGUUAGACCCAAACCUGAAAAAUCUCUCUCAAAGUCUCUUUUGGAAGACCAUGAAAAGCAGAUGGAACCUGAGCUGUUUCCUGGGAGUGCUUCAGUAAUGACUUACCUUAAAACAUUAGAAAUGGAUCAUAUUUUGAUAGAUAAGGAUCUUCAAUUCUCAAAUAAAAUUGGAGAAGUAGAAAUGCACAAUCUGUCCUAUGAAAAGUUUGCUGCUGAAGGAAGUAAAAUUAACAGUACGUUCACAGAGGAAUGGACAUCAGCUCCCAGAGGACCACCAGCUCCAUUGAAGCAAGAUGCAGAAACAGGGAGUGAUUCUGGAACUUUACUAGAUGACCAAACCAAGGUGGAUGAGACAAUUUACAUUCCACUGACUAGCAGUGCCUCUAAGAAACAGCAGCCAGUCUCUGGAAGAAGUGUGCUCUCCCAGAGCAGAGGGGCUUGUCAGAGGCUGGAUUACCACUGUGAGCUCCCAAGCUCUGUGCAGCAGUAUGGAUGUGAGGAUCCAACUCUAUUGGAUAAAUUAAAUGGUGGGCACAGUGUGAAAAAGACUUUGGAAAACACACUUGAAGUUACAGGGGAUAAAGCGAAGCCAGAAGGAGACAAAGUCCAAGUGAGAUCAAGAGGCAUUCCAAGUGUGGCUGCAAAAGAUUUCAUGGAUAAACCAGACCAGCCUCAGCCUGAUACAUACCCUUGUGCAUCUAUGCCAUUUCCAACAGGGAUUUCUGAGAAAACAGGCAGUGAAGCAGUUGAUUUUAGUUGCAUUUCAUUUGAUGAUUUCUCAGGGAGGUCUGACUGGAGUGCCUCUUCCUUCUCAACAUUUACUUCUCGAGAUGAAGAGGACUUUAAAAAUAGCUUAGCAGCCUUGGAUGCCAACAUAGCCAGGUUACAAAGGACUCUACAAAGUAACAUUAGGAAACAAUGAGAUUGAGAAAGCAAAAUGGGCUGCAGCUAUUCGGAUAAAUUAAGUUUUUCUGAAGUAUAUUAAGUAUGGUACUGAUACGUAUAUUUGUAUGUAACAACUUGUUCCUAGCUGUCUCAAUUAUGGAUAGAAUUUUUUCCUCAUUAGGCUGUGAUGCUGUUCCCCUUGAUCUGUACAACUUGAAAUAAUUGGCUUUUUAUAUGAAACAGAAGUGGCUUUUUAAAUUAUGACUUAGUUUUAUAUUCUUUAUGUGCAAAAUUAAAUGUACUUGUUUACUUG
Molecule: messenger RNA, 3084 nt
Organism: Cinclus cinclus
Lineage: Eukaryota; Metazoa; Chordata; Aves; Passeriformes; Cinclidae
Gene: CCDC14
Product: coiled-coil domain containing 14
Exons: 13
Coding region: 4-2808 (934 amino acids)
Biological process (GO): protein localization to centrosome
Cellular component (GO): centriolar satellite
Source: RefSeq, a predicted model, not a curated record